AUGACAACAUCGUUCAGGAAGCCAGAGCCUUUGAGAAACGUAACCAACAAGGCAGAUAAGGAGCCAGCAAAAACUACAGUGCGUUUGAACAGAAUAGAAGAAGUGGUAUAUAGACAGCAGAAAAUAGGCGACGAAUCGCAGAUAGUCAUGGUUGACAAGUACUCCGACGAUAUUUUCAAAUAUUUCCUGUCAAUUGACAAACCAUACACAUAUGCAAACGAAGGAGUUCCUUGGAAAAUGAGAAGCUUACUCGUUGACUGGAUUAUAGAUAUACACGAAAAGCUUGGAAUGUGCCAUGACACGUUGUUUCUUGCAAUCAAUUUAAUAGACAGGUUUCUUGGGUUGAGAGUGAUCCCCAGUUCGAAGCUUCAACUUGUUGGUGUAUCUGCACUCAUGAUAGCUUGUAAAUAUGAAGAGGUGGUGUGCCCAGCACUCCAAACAUUCGUGCUACUUACAGAAAAGACACUGACAGAUGAAGAGGUACGAAAAGCAGAAAAGUACAUGCUGCAUACCUUAAACUAUGAUUUGCAAUAUGUUUCUCCUUUGAAUUUUCUCAGAAAAUGUUCAAAAGCCAAUAACUAUGAGAUCAAUAGCAGAAUGGUUGGAAAGUAUUUGCUGGAGCUGAUGACUCUCUAUGAAGAGUUCUUGGCAUUUAAGGGAUCCAUAAGAGCUGCAACUGCAAUGUAUCUUUCAAGAAAAAUGACUUUGCACGAUCAAUGUAAGAAUUUAUUCGUGAUUUACUCAGGACAUACAAAAGAGGACAUACGAGAAUGUUUUAUCGCUCUUGUGCGUAUCAUAGGCGGAGACAUCCCCUUUGAAAACAUACAGAACAAGUAUAAUCUACCGAAGUUCUUUCAUGUAUCGUCAUUCGUCAAGGAAUAUUCAAAAAAACACUUCAGAUAG
This is a messenger RNA of Ordospora colligata OC4, 903 nucleotides long. Its product is annotated as cyclin. The transcript has a single exon. The coding region runs from base 1 to 903 and encodes 300 amino acids. Gene Ontology annotation, cellular component: cyclin-dependent protein kinase holoenzyme complex; nucleus; cytoplasm. NCBI's taxonomy places the organism in Eukaryota, Fungi, Microsporidia, Ordosporidae. Gene Ontology annotation, biological process: regulation of cyclin-dependent protein serine/threonine kinase activity; mitotic cell cycle phase transition. Gene Ontology annotation, molecular function: cyclin-dependent protein serine/threonine kinase regulator activity. The record is from RefSeq and is a predicted model, not a curated record.